AUACACUUCCUUCCUGAAUUUGAGGCUUCAUGCGCGUGCUGCAGAAUUGACGGUGACAAUGUAUGGAAGGAUGGCUGCCAUUGGGUAGCAGAUCUGCUGAUCCCAGCUAUCCGAAACCUGACAUUCGAUUGGACCUUGUGCUGCAGUAGCUUAAAUUAGGACUCUGAAGUUGGCUUGAGAGACACGAAGACAGAGAGAGUGACAGAAAGACAGAGAAAGGCAAACAAAGCCACAAAGAGAGACAUUGAGACAGUCCGAGAGAGGAAGAUAGAUAGACAUAGAGAAAGAGAGGGGCAGAGAGAGAGAGCGAGAGAGGCGGGGCGUGAGGGGAUGCCCUCAGGAAAGUAAUGUAAUGCAGGAUGCUCUCCUGUCGUGUCUUCUGUAUCAGUGUCUCACCUACUGUACUGUGGUCCAGACCGUAGCAGAGAAACGACAUGGCCUCACAAUGGCUGUCAGGAAGAACCUCCAAGGACAUCACCAACCUGAUGCAAAAACUGCAAGAUGAGCAAGAAGCUGUUCAGAAAAGGACCUUUACAAAAUGGAUCAAUUCCCACCUGGCAAAGCAUAAACCACCUCUAGAGGUAACUGACCUUUUUGAGGACAUCAAAGAUGGGGUGAAACUGUUGGCUCUGUUAGAGGUGCUAUCUGGACAGAGACUACCAUGUGAGCAGGGCCGUCAGCUGAAACGGAUUCAUUGGGUGUCCAAUAUCGGCACCGCUCUCAAGUUCCUCGAAGGCAGGAAGUCUGUGUACCGUGGAUCCCCGAUUAAGCUCGUCAACAUCCAUGCUACUGACAUCGCCGACGGUCGUCCUUCCAUUGUGCUUGGAUUAAUAUGGACCAUCAUCCUCUACUUCCAGAUCGAGGAGUUGACCAGUAACCUGCCGGCCCUUGCGGCUAUGUCCAGCAGUACCUCCUCAGUGGACAGCAUGGCCAGUAACUCGGAAACAGGCAGUCCCCCUAUGAAGAGGAAGGUAGCACCCAAGGCGUUCCAGGGCAAUGCCAAAAAGGCCCUACUUAAAUGGGUGCAGUGCGCCACUGCCAAGCGUCUAGGCAUCGAGGUGAAGGACUUUGGUGCCAGCUGGCGGACUGGAGUGGCGUUCCACGCAGUCAUCCAUGCCAUCCGCCCAGACCUGGUGGACAUGGAGGUGGUGAGGAGGAGGGGCAACAGGGAGAACCUGGAAGAAGCAUUCUCAUUGGCUGAGAACGACCUGGGCAUCCCACGCCUGUUGGAUCCAGAAGAUGUGGAUGUAGAUAAACCCGAUGAGAAGUCCAUCAUGACAUAUGUUGCUCAAUUCCUCAAGCACUAUCCUAACCCUCACCAAUCAGAGACAGAUGGCCAAGGAGAUGAGUAUGGUCCUCAAGAUAUAGAGCGAAUGCUUGAGAGAGAGGAGCGUAAGGUUCUGAGAGAACUGAAGGUUUGGCUGGAUCAACUGGAGAAGGACGUGCUGCGAGUCCAGGGGGCUGAGGGAAACCUGACAGACAAGUACCAGGGUUUCAAGAGUUUUCGUGUGCAGUAUGAGAUGAAGAAGAAGCAGACAGAGCCUCUCUUACAGCCGGUGCACAGGGAUGGGAAGCUUUCAGUGGACCAGGCCCUGGUCAAACAGGCGUGGGAGCGCGUCUCUGUGAGGCUCCUAGACUGGCACAUCCACCUGGAUAAGUCAUUACCCAGCCCACUGGGAGUGAUUGGAGCUUGGUUGCAUCGAGCUGAGAUCGCCCUGAGAGAGGAGAUUCCCAUCCAACAAGCCCAUGAAGAGACAGCCAAUGUGAUCCACAGGAAGCUGGAGCAGCACAAGGAGGUUUUGAAGAACUUGGAAUCUCACAAGCAGACGUUCCAGCAGAUUCACAGAGACAGAUCUGUGAAUGGGGUCCCUGUUCCCCCUGAACAGCUCCUAGACAUGGCAGAGCGGUUCAACUAUGUGUCCACCUCAUCUCAUGCCCACCUGAUCAAACUGGAAUUCUGGGAGAUGAAAUACCGUCUGAUGGCGUUUCUUAUCUUGGCUGAGUCCAAACUCAAGUCCUGGAUCAUCAAAUAUGGCCGCCGUGACUCUGUGGAACUACUACUGCAGAGCUACAUUUCCUUUAUAGAGGGACACAAGUUUUUUGAACAGUAUGAGACAACGUUUAAGGCCCUCAGGCAGGCUGCAGAUACAUACAUCAAGUCUGAUGGUUCAGGCAUUAAGAUCCGUAAUAAAGCUGAGGAAGUGGAGAGUGUGGGAAAGUUCCUUACGGACGCGUCGGCCCAGUGGAGGAACCUAUCAGUGGAGGUGCGAAGCGUCAGAAGCAUGCUGGAGGAGGUCAUCUCCAACUGGGAGAAGUACAGCAGCACGGUGGCCGGACUUCAAGCCUGGCUGGAGGACGCAGAGCAGAUGCUGAACCAGUCAGAGAACGAAAAGCGAGACUUCUACCGGAACCUUCCUCACUGGAUCCAGCAGCACAUGGACAUGAACGAUGCAGGAAACUUCCUGAUUGAGACGUGCGACGAGACCGUCUCCAGAGACCUAAAGCAGCAGCUGCUCCUCCUCAAUGGGAGAUGGAGGGAGCUGUUCGUUAAAGUCAAACAUUAUGCUAGAGCAGAUGAAGUGGACAAGUUGAAGCAGGACUACCAGGAUGGUAUUGCUACUCUCAAAACCUUCAUGGAUGCAACCAACAACAAGAUGUCUGCCCCUGUCCAAGUGUCCUUCCUGAAUGUCAGGACAUUCGUUCAAGAUGUGGAGGACAUAAAGCACAAAGUGCCGGCCAUGGAGGCAGCGUGUAAAACAGCCAGCCGCACCGCCCAGUUGCUGACCAAAGACACUGACCCAGAGGAUGUCUCCAAGAUGCUAGCUGUCAUGGUCUCUAUUAAGGAGGAGAUGAGCCAGAUAAGGGAGAGAUGUCUGCCGCUACUGCGGGAGGCCCAAUCACUUCUUCCCCCUCUAGAGGAGAUGGAGAAAAACAUCACAGGGUUCUACCAGGCUCUGGAGAAGGCCAGCCAGAUCACCUGCUCCAGGGACUCAGAAACCCCCGGGGACUUCAAAAAGAAAUGCCAGGAGCUGGUGACCUACACACAGAGCUGUAAGAAGUGCCUGACUGUGAUUGAGAAGAACCACCAGUGCAUCCAGAGAACGCUGGACAACAGUAAGACCCUCCAGCACCUGGACAUGGCCCUGCUGCAGAAGAGAGUCUCUGACCUGCAGGUCUCUUCUCAGGCCAUGAUCAGAGAGUCCACUGAGUGGAGAAAACAUGUAGAGGCCAACAGCAGCUUAAUGAAGAGGUUUGAUGAGUCCCGCCUCGAGCUGGAGAAGGUGCUCAAGAUGGCUCAGGCUUCUCUGAAUGAAAGAGGCAACCCAGAAGACCUGCUAAAGAAACACACGGAGUUCUUUGGGCAGCUGGACCAGCGGGUCCUCAAUACGUUCCUGAAGGCCUGUGAUGAGCUGACAGACAUACUGCCAGAACCAGAGCAGCAGAGUCUGCAGGAGACAGUCAGAAAACUGCACAAACACUGGAAGGAUGUCCAGACAGAUGCACCUUUUCAUCUAUUAAACCUGAAGGUAGAGGUGGAAAGGAGCAAGCUCAUGGUCUCCAUGCAGGAGUGUCAGUCAGAGCUGACCAGGGAGAACCGACAACUGGCUGGCAUGGGGAGCGAGAGACUGAUCAAAGAACACCGGGCCUUCUUCAGAGAGAAAGGUCCACAGUCUCUUUGUGAGAAGAGAAUACAGCUCAUGGAGGAACUGUGUCAGAAGCUUCCGGAAGGCGACCCAGGUCAGCAGACCCUGGAAUCAUCCAAGAAGGCCUUCACAGAGCUCCAGGAGGAGAUAGAGAGCACUCAUCACAAACUGAUGCAGCAUCCUGAUAAGUGGAAGGAGUUUAGCACAAGGUUCACUGAGCUGUCAGCCUGGCUGUCGUCCAAAGAGAGUCAACUCAGACUGCUGAGGAACCGAGCCAGCGACCCCAGCAAGUAUGGACAGGUCAAGGCCACCAUCACGGAGCUGAGAAAUGAUGCAGAACUGCAGGAGGGUAACCUGAGUUGGCUGAAGACUCGUCUGGCUGUGCUGAUAGAGAUCUGCUCGGAGACAGAUGCCGAGAGGCAGGCUGGUGCCCUGAAUAAGCUUUCCACCAACUUCAAGGGCCUCCUCUCCUAUCUAACUGAGUCUGAGAAGGUGGUGCUGGCGGUGGGGGACUGUGUGCAGUUCAGGGAGGAGGUGCGUGCGACGCUGGAUGAACUGAUGCAGGGUCAGCAGGAGGUUACCCAGGAGGUCACCAGGAUACUGGACUCUGCCACCGUCAUAGAGGCCCAGCAGCUGCUUCAGGUUCACCAGCAACAGCUGAAGCGUCUGCGUAUGAAGAGGAAGGAUGUGCAACAGCAGGUCACCAGGGGCCGGCAGCUACAGGAUGAAGAGGGGCUGGGGGAGACCUUACAGCAGGACCUGCAGAGUCUGGAAACAACACUCAGCAAGAUGGACCACACCAUGGACUCGCAAGAACAGGAGUUAGAGGUGACCCUGUCUGCAUGGCAGGAGUUUGACAGCCAGCAGAGGGCAGUGCAGGAGUUUGUUACCAGAGCCCGCUCUGUCAUUGACAGAGACAUGAACUUCAGCAGCCCAGAGAGCUUGGCUACAGAGCGGGACCAGGCCCGGGUCCUUCUGAAGCAGAGUGAAGCAGAAGCUUCCAAAGUGAACAGCUUGUUAAGGAAAGCAGCAGAGAUCCAGCUUGGCCCAAAGAACACAACCCUGCUCCAGGAUCAGGCCCGCUCCCUCAGUGAACAACUGGACAAAGCAGAGGCUGGCCUCAAGAAAGACGUCAAAGCUCUUGAUGGGAUGAAGACUCAGUGGGAUCAGUUUGGGACAGAGUUUGAGGCGUUCUCCUCAUGGAUCUCUGAGAAAGAGAAAGAGCUGGAUGCUCUAAAAAGUUUGACGGCUCCACUUGAUCAGCAGAUCAACACAGUUAAGGCAGUGGGUGUCGAGCUGGGAGACAGGGCGGAGGUCUUGUCCAAGCUAGAGGCAGACUCCCAGGCCUUGGCCCAGUUCAUUUCCCCUGGGGAAGCAGCCCGCAUCAAGGCCCGGCUCACCCAGAUCGGCAGGUACUGGGAGGAACUGAGAGAGAGUGUGGAACAGCUGGACGCACAGCUGCAGGAGAGCUCUUCCACACAGCACCGCUUCAAUACCAGUCUGGAAGAGGCCCAAUCAAGUCAUGGUGAUCUCUGUGAGAAAUUGGACCAACCUGUCACCUCCUGUACCUCCUCGACAGAGACCUACAAAGUUCUCCAGAACCACAUGGAGGUGUCCCAGAGCUUGGAGCGACUGAAGGCAGCCUUGUUGUCCCUGUCUGCUGGGGCUCGUAGGCUCAGCAACAGAGAGCAGGCAGAAAGUGCCCUGGCAGCUCUACAGACCAGCUACGACCAGAGCCUACGACAGGCCCAGGACAAACAGAACACACUGGAGAAGCUCCUGUCUUUGUGGCAAAAGUAUGAGAAGGACCGUUCCAGCUUUGUAUCCAGCUUGGAGAGAUGUGAGUCUACAUCCAAACCUGAGAGUCACUGUCUCCCUGCAGAUAAAGCCAAGCUACAUAGUGAGCUGCAGGAUUUGCAGAGCUUGCAGUCUGAAGUGGUGUUGCUGGAGUCCCUCCAUGCUGUCCUGGUAGCGUUAGGGACAUCCCUUUACCCCACUGCCCCAGAGGAGCGGGAAAGGCAGCUCAAAGAGGACCUGGAGCUGCUGAAGAAUAGAUGGAGCUCCCAGAAUGACCUAAUCCCCAAAAGAAUCCAGGAGCUCCAGAGCCACCUCUCUCAGGUGGACGAGUUUGACCAGGCUCUGCAGAGGUUCUGUCAGUGGAGUGAGGCAUUCCUCUCCUCCCUGCACUCAGCUUCCCAGGUCAACAUCACUGACAUUCAGCCCUCUGUGACCCAAGUCAAGGAAACGCUGGCUGCACUGCAGAAGCAGAACAGUGUAAGGGAGAGUCUAGAGCUCCAGACACAGAGACUGUGUGCAUCGUGUGAACCCCAUGAUGCACAGCUUCUUCAGGGAAGACAGGGGAGCUGCCUACAGCCCUACCUGGAGGCCCAGCAGCUGGUUGAGCUCCGGGUGGACUGCCUUGAUAAGCUUGAAGCCUUCCUGGAGACCCACCGUGAGGCUGCAGGGGCACUGCGAGUCCUGAGGCAGACAGUGGAGGGCGCCGGGAGCUGGGACCGAGGGCGCGUGGAAGAGCUGCAGCGAGAACUUGAGACCGUUGUCCCAGACAUCAGCGGACUGGAGACCCAGGCAGCCGGCCUGGACAGCAGCCUCUGUAAAGGCCACCUCCACAUGGUGAGUGGUGUGGAGGAGUCCUGGUCCCGGACAUCGUGUCGGGUUCUGGCAGACGGUCUCAGCGGGGAGCUGGACAUGGUGAGGAGCCUACUAGGAAACAAGCAGAGUGAAGCUGAGGCUUUGGGAGCAAUGUGGAGCUCCUUUAGGCAGAGGAAGGAGCAACUGCUGAAGAGCGUGGAGGACAUUGAGGAGAAGGCUGACCACCAGAUCCUUAGAGAGCCUAGCCCAUUAGCACUGCAGCAGAGGCUCCGGUUCUUCAACCAGCUGGAGGAUGAGCUUCAGUCUCACCAACAUGAGGAGCAGUGGCUCAGGGACAAGGGUCAACAACUAGCUCAGAGAGAUCCAGAGCUGGCUGGGGAGGUUCUGCGAGAAAUCAGCCUCCUGGAAACCACCUGGGAGGACACCAAGAGACUCAUCACUGACAGGCAGGAACAAUGCAGCAUUCUGGUAGAACUGAUGAGGGAGUACCAGAGCCUAAAAUCGUCUAUAACCACCAUCUUGGAGAACACUGAGGGUAUGACUGACAUCGGCUCUGCUCUGACUGACCACGAGGAAACCAAGAGACUGCUUUCUAAGCAUGACACAGUGAAGGCACAGAUGUCAGCCAGGCAGAGUGAGUUGGACCAGUUCUCCAGUAAAGGCAAACAGCUGUUGAGUGAGUUGAAAAAAAUCCCAGACUGUGAGGCCCAGCUGCUGAAAAAGGAUAUGGAGACACUGGUGGACCUGUGGCUGGAUGUGUCGGAGAGGAUCGAAGACAACACUGAGUGUCUGAGCCAGAGCCUUGCGUUGUGGGAUGACGUACAGAAGAUUGGUGAGGAAAUCGAGGGCUGGACCACCAGUUCAGUGACGGAACUCAGUGAGAGCCUGAACAAUCUUAAUGACAGCCAGAGAAUGGAGACAAGACUAUCUGCUUUACAGGUGGAAAUGGUAGAUAAAGAGCAGAAGCUUGUGACCCUGCAAGGUAAAGUGUCCGAACUGAAGCAGCUCAGUCACAGCCAGGAGACACCUGCUAAACUACAGGUGCUUGAGGCAGACCUGAUGAAGAAGAUGAACCAGGUGCAGAAACUGUGUGAGCAGGCCAAGGGCAACCUUCAGGAUUUCAGCUCCCAGAGGAAGCAGCUCGAAGACUACAUUACCCAGAUGUCUGAUUGGCUAAAAAACCAAGAGCAGUCCCUGAUGAGCUCACAGAUUGGCUUUGAUCCAGAAGACAUCUGCAGAGUCAAGGACCUCCAGAAGGACCUUCAGAACCAGCAGGGAAGCAUAGAUUCCACCAGGGAGAGCCUGAAUACUCUGUGUAGGAAGUACCCCUCAGAGGAGCUGGCUGGGCUGGGUAGUGGCCUGACUGACGUUAUCAAAAGCUAUGAGUCUGUCAACCAGCUGUCCUCCAGGACCCUGACCUCCCUGCAGCACGCUCUGCAAAAACACUUCAAUGACCUGGUGCGCGAGUUCCAUAGCUGGCUAUCUGGGCAGAAGGAAGUAGUGAAGGAGUGUUCUGACAGGUCAGGAGACACCAGCAUCAUUGAGCGCAAACUGCAAAAGCUAAAGGGGGCUCUGGAGCGUGUGGAGGAGGGGGAGGUUCGUCUGACUCAGGUUUGUGAAGAAGGAGAGAAGCUGCUGCUCCACCUCCCCAAGGCCAGUGCUGGUCAGGUGCAGCACCACCUCUCCUCCAUCCAGCAGGACUGGGAUCACUUCAUAGAGCAGUGUCGACUCAACCAGCAGGCCCUGGAGGAUACCACUGCCCAGCUCAAUGGGUUUGAUGGGCGUCUGAAGAGGCUAAGGCGGUGGCUGGAGAACAUGGAGCAGAGGCUGACCACAGACCUGCCAGAGGGGAAACACAGCAGUCCUGAGGUCACACUAGACGUGGUGGAGGAAUACCACCAGGAGGCGCUCAAGGAGAGGGACUCGUUCGAGCGACUGUGCCAGGAGUCGCAGGUGCUAAAUGAAGGCGGCCGGGGUGACGGUGGCGAAACACGGGUGGCCGCAGGGCUGCAGUCUCAGCACCAGGCUCUGCUGCGGAGGGUCAGGGAGAGGCUGCGCAGCUGCCAGCUUACCCUGCAGGAACGCCAGGCAUUUGAGGAGACCGUGCAGAGCACCUGGUCCUGGCUGAACGGGGUUCAGGAACGACUGGGGAGCCUCAACAGCACAAUGGGGAACAAGGAGACGCUGGAGAAGAGGCUAGAGCUUGUACAGGACAUCCUGCUCAUGAAGGGUGAGGGUGAGGUGAAGCUGAACAUGGCAGUAGGGAAGGGUGAGCAGGUCCUGAAGCUCAACAGUAUGGAGGGACAGGAAGCCAUCCACUCCCAGCUGCAGAACCUGAAGGACGCCUGGGCUAACAUGCUCAUGACCUCCAUGAGCUGUCACAGUCGUCUGGAAUGGACGGUAGCCCAGUGGAGUAGCUACCAGGAGAGUAAGGGCCAACUGCAGCAGUGGAUGGAAUGUGUAGAGCAGGAGAUGGGUCCGGCCCUGGCCCAGCAGCCAGGCCUGAAGGAGAAAGUAUCUCUCCUGGAGCGCCUCAGGGCCCUGCAUGCUGAUGUGGAAGCCCACGCUGCACCACUGGCCAGGCUGACAGAGAAGGCUGCAGAGCUGCAUGAGAAGACAGGCGACCAGGCCUUCGGAUCAGAGCAGAGAAUGGAGCUCAAUACGCACUUUGCUGACAUCACCGCGGUUGUCAAGAGUAAGGUUCAGACCAUGGAGGACAUUGUGUCAGAACAUGAGCACUACCUGGAAGCUGUGAGGGACUUCAAUGACUGGCUGACCUCUGCCAAAGAGGAGCUCCAGCGCUGGUCUGACCUGUCAGGAGACUCCAGUGCUGUAAAAAGGAAGCUUGCCAAAGUUCGGGAGCUGAUCGACUCCAGGCAGCGUGGCCGAGAGCGUCUGAACCGAGUGCAGCACUGUGGCGCUGCGACAAGGGACCACACCGGCUCUGUGGGCUUUGAGGCCGUGGAGAGGGAGGAGGCCGCCCUGCUGUCCGCCUGGGAACAGUGGGAGCGCGGGGCUCUGCAGACCAGGGCGGACCUGGAGACGGCUCUCUCUCAGCUUGCCAGCUCAGAACAGGAGUUUAACUGCCUGGCAGCUCAGCUGGAGCAGGACCUGCAGGGGUUUAGCGGUCGUCUGCAGGAGUGGAGGAUCAGGCUGGCUCAGGCUGAGGGGAAGAGCAGUGGGGAGGAGGCUGUGCAGGGCUGGCAGAUUGCAAAGGACACACUGGAGGGUCUGGUCAAAGUAGAGCCCAUGUCAGACAGUUUGAAGUCCCAGCUCAACGACCUUUGGCGGUUCUCGAGAGACCUGGGUGCUCAGUCAGAAAGAGUGUCCUCCCUCAUAAAGGAAUACAACAGCCUGACCAUGCAUGCGUCCAGAGAAUGCCAAAGCAAAGAGAAGCUUCUAGAGAAUCGGUUCCGUGCUGCUUUCCGAGAGUUUCAGCAGUGGUUGGUCAACGCCAAGAUUAACACAGCCAAGUGCUUUGAUGUGCCUCAGAACCUCAGCGAGGCAUCAUCCAGUUUGCAGAGGAUACAGGAGUUCCUAUGUGAGAGGGAGCAGGGCCACUCCAAGCUGAAUGCUGUGGUGCUCAGUGGCGAUCUUGUGGUCAGCAUUGCUGCCCAAGACAAAGUGGAUGCUGUCCGGGCCAAAAUGAAUAGUGCCAGAGAGGACUGGAAGACACUGAUGUCCAACUUGCACCACAGGGAGACCUCUUUACAGAACCUCCAGUGUCAGAUGAAGGACUUUGAGGCGAGUGCGGAGCCUCUUCAGGAGUGGCUUUACGGGACGGAGGUUGCCGUACAGGAGAGCAGCACACGGCUCCACGACCUCACAGCCAAAAAGCAGGAGUUGCACAAGCUGCAGUCUGUGCUCGAGGAAUUAGCCUCUCAAGAGGUUCAGCUGAUCAGGCUCAAAGAGAAGGCCCAGCUACUGUGGGACGGGCACGUGUCCGGAAAGGGCUUUGUCCACCGUGUCUCGCAGCUUUCUUCUCAGUACCUAGCUCUAACCAACCUCACCAAGGAGAAGGCUUCCCGUAUCGACAGGAUCGUCACUGAGCAUCAGCUGUUCUCCCAGGGGCUGAAGGAGCUGCAAAACUGGGUGGCUGACACCAGUCACAUGCUGCAAACUUACUGCACCCCCACAGCAGACAAGAAUGUCCUGGACAGCAGGAUGAUCAAGCUAGAGGCUUUGCUGACAGCACGUCAGGAGAAGGAGAUCCAGUUGAAGAUGAUUGUCACUAGGGGAGAGUCUGUCCAGAGGAAUACCUCAGCAGAGGGAGUACCGGUAGUACGCAAGCACAUCCAGGACCUCAAAGACUGCUGGGAUGCCCUCCUUUCUGCCUCCAUACAAUGCAAAAGUCAGUUGGAGGGAGCCCUUUCCCAGUGGACAAGCUAUCAGGAGGACGUGCGCCAGUUUUUGGACUGGGUGGAGCGUGUUGAGGAGAGCCUGGACCCAACAGACAAACAGUGUUCCGAGCUGAGAGACAAAACUGCCAAGCUGGGUAAAGCAAAGCUUCUCUAUGAAGAGGUGCUGAGCCACAGCAGUCUUCUGGACACCAUCAGUUUGAAGGGUGCCAACAUGGCCGAACAUUACGUCACACAGCUAGAGCUGCAGGACCUGCUGGAACGAUACAACACCCUCAAGGAAAACGCCAAGAAUGCGGUGGGGAAGGCGGAGGAGCUAGUGCAAGCCCACCAGCAGUACCAGAGAGGCCUGCAGGAGUUUGAGGCGUGGCUGGAGCAGGAGCAAGAGAAGCUGGGCUGCUACACACAGCUAGAGGGGGAUGUGGACACCCUGGAAGAGACGCUACAAAGACUACAGGAGCUGCAAGUCCGGUGCACGGAGGGCCAGGCCUUGCUCAACACCCUGCUGGACAGUAGAGACCAGGUUGUGCGCUGGGGCGACCCCCAAAUCGAGGACCGCUUGCUGGAGACCACACAGCAGGACUGGAAGAUGUAUCAGAGUAAGCUGGGAGACACCAGGGCCCAGCUCAACAGUGCCCUGGCCAAGCUCCGCCAGAUGGAGCAGAAGUUUCAGCGUCUGGACAGCUGGCUGAAGAGCAUGGAGAGCAAAGGUCAACUACGAAGCCAUCGGAGGUCAGACCGCGCCACCAAAGAAGCUCAGCUGCAACUGAUUAAGGGUUGGCAGGAGGAGGUUCUGGUGUACCAGGAGGAGGUGGAGGGUCUGAGUGUUCUAGCCCAGCAGGUCAUUGAUGAGACCCACAUUAGCAGCCGGGUCAGCACUAGAGCCACCCAGCUCACCGCUCGCUACCAUGCCCUGCUGCUACAUCUACUGGAGAGCAUCAAGCAGCUACAGGAGGAGGUUUAUUGCAUUGAGGAGGCCCAGAGUGUGUUCAGUUCCUACUCAGAUUGGCUGAGUUCCGCCCAGAACAACUUUAGCACUGUGGCUAUCAGCAUCGAUGUAGUGGACCGUAUCACAAUGGAGAGGAAGAUGAAGAAACUGGAGGCUCUUCAGAGUGACAUGGAGCAGGGCCACAGUUUACUUAGGACGAUGCGUGAGAAAACUGAGCGAGCCAUGGCCUUCCUGGAGGAAUCAGAGGCAGACCAGCUAAGGGAGGAGGUGGAUGCUCGUCGCUCCCAGCUAGAGAGCCUAAUGGCUGGGCUCCGCACUGAACACAGCUCCUUGGAGAAAUGUAUCUCCCUCUCUAAAGACUUCCAAGACAAGUACAAAACCCAGGCUCAGUGGUUGGCAGAAACCAAGGCCCUGCUAGGGAUGCCUGUUGAACCCAAAGCUGAGCUCUAUCAGAAAAAGGCUCAGUUAGCCAAAUACAAGACAAUCCUGCAGACAGUGCAGUCUCAUGAGUCAGCGGUAAAAUCUGUGGUUGAGAAAGGAGAGGCACUGCUAGGAACCGUCCGUGACCCCACUAUCAGGGACAACAUAAGCAGAUUGCAGACAAACUACCAGGACCUCUGCACUGCAGCCAAGGGUCAGGUACAGAGUAUGGCGGAGUGGGUGAAGGACCAUGAGACCUACAACAGUGAGCUCCAGGAAGUGGAGAAGUGGCUCCUUCAGAUGUCCAGCAGGCUGGUAUCCUCAGACUCCAUGCAGACCUUCAGCAUGGAAACGGCCACACAACAACUGGCUCGGCACAAGGCUAUAAUGGAGGAGAUAGCUAGCUUUGAGGAGCGCCUGAACAGUCUGAAGGUUAAAGGAGAUGACCUGGUGUCCAGUUGCACUACAGAGCAGGUGCAAGCUAAGACCAGCCAGCAGGUUCAGGGUCACCAGCAGGGCACAAGAGACAGCUACUCAGCCAUCUGUAGCACGGCACAGCGCGUUUACCAAAGUUUGGACAAAGAGCUGCAGAAGCAUGUCAGCCACCAGGACACUCUGCAGCAGUGCCAAACCUGGCUCUCUACUGUUCAUCAGGAGCUUCAGCUGCAAUGUCAACCUCCCUCUGGCCUACAGGAGGCCCUCAAACAGGUGAAGCACUACAGAGCUCUUCAGGAACAGGCCAGUACAUACCUUGACCUGGUCUGUUCUGUGUGUGACCUGUCUGAUGAUGCUGUGAAGGUCACUGCUGCUGAGGUCCAGCAUGUCAAACACACGAUCAUGGAGAGGAUGUUGAACUCCCAGGAGCUGUCUGAGGGCUGGAGGGAGAUAAAGGAGCAGAAGCAAGAGCUGUCUGGUCUGUUCCAGGACAUGGAGCAGCAGCUCCUCAGUCUCUCCAGAAGACCCACUGAACUUGAGACCAAGAUUGCUGAAAACAUGCUUACCCAGGCCCAGGAGUUUAGCCAGCAGCUUCAGAAUAAACAAGCAACCUUAACCAGGAUGACGGAGAGUGUAAGUCGUCUGACUACGGGCCAGGACAGCCCAGAACAUGGGGAGAUAGGGCGCCUGAGCCACGCCUGGCUGGAGCUAUGUCACCAGGCUAGAAGACUCCAGGAGCAGAGAGAGGAGGACCUGCAGAGGACCCGGGAGUACCAUGACUGCAUCGCAGCCCUCGAGCGCCUGUUUGAGCAGGUGUCUAAGGAGUGGGACGGCCUAGCCAGGACUGAAGCUGAAAGUUCAUCAGAGUACUUGGAGGCACUGAAGAAACUUUCUGUGGAUCUGGAAAAGCAGAAGGGAACUCUGGAAGACCUUAAAGAUCAGAGACACAAGAUCAUCCACCAUCUGAAUUUGGAUGACAAGGAGCUAGUCAAGGAGCAGAUUGGCCACUUUGAACAACGCUGGGCCCAGCUACAGAGUCUCAUUGACAGAAAGAUACAGGACUCUGUGCUAACCUUGGAGGACAUGGCCCAGGUUGAGGCUCGUCUUAGAGAGGCCAGGGAGUGGGCUGAGGAGCAGCAGCCGACCCUGUCUAAAACCAUGACGAUGAGCCCUCCUCCAGAGCUGGCCCAAAGCUUCCUCUUUGACCACCUUAGCAUCUGUAGUGAGCUGGAGGCUAAGCAGCUGCUACUGUCGCAGGCCAUAACCGACGCUGACCGCGUCCUGGCUCACCUUGGGCUCAACGAGCGCCAGCGCCUACAGCAGCUAAUCUCAGACACCCAGACAGAGGUGGAGUCGCUGAGUGUAAAGGUGGCCCAGAGAAGGAAUCACCUCAGCAAGGCAUUCACAGAGAGAACACAGUUCCUCCAGGCUGUCAAUCAGUCCAUCACCUGGGUCCAGCAGAAUGAGAAGAAGACCCAAGCUGAGGAGUACAUUGCACUGCUGCCAGACGAUUUGGCCAAGCAGGUUCGAACCUGCAGAAACAUCCAGAGCAGCUUGAAGGCAUAUCAGAGCGAGCUGACCUCCCUGUGGUCCCAGGGCAGAGACCUGAUGAGAGAUGCCACACAGGACGAGAAGGUUGAGAUGCUUACCAAGCUUCAGGAGCUCCAAAAUAUAUUUGAAAAAGCCCUGCAAAAGUGUGGCCAGAGGCUACAUGAGCUGGAAAAAGUGCUUGUCUCCAGGAAGUACUUCAAGGCAGACCUGGAGAAAACAUGUCAAUGGUUGAAACAGGCAGACAUAGUUACCUUCCCUGAAAUCAACCUGAUGAAUGGGGACUCUGAGCUGAAUGUGCAGCUGUUGAAAUACCAGCAGAUAGUAGAGCAAGCAAUGGAAUAUGAAAAUCUACUACUGAUUGUCCAGAGAGCUGGUCAGGAGAUCCUGCCCACUCUGAAUGAAGUGGACCACUGUUAUUUGGAUGAGAAACUCAAUGCCCUCCCGCAGCAAUACAACAGCAUACUAGCUCUGGCCAAAGAGAAACAGGAGAAGAUUGAACAAGCCAUUCUAGCCAGACAAGAGUAUGCCUCUUUCAUAGACGUGACUCACAAAGCAUUAAAAGAGCUUGAGGAGCAGUUUCAUAACUUAGGGACCCAACCUGUUGGUCUGCAGACAGAAGAGGUUGUGAAUUUACAGCGAGACUACAAAGCUCUUCAAGUGGAUCUGUCAAAUCUUGCUCUGGCUGUCAGUGAACUAAACCAGAAGAAAGAAGGCUUCCGCAGCACUGGUCAACCCUGGAGGCCAGAAGAGAUGACCCAGCUGGUGAGCCUCUACAACGGGCUCAAGAGACUAAUUGAGCAGCGGGUGGAGCAUCUCGACGACACACUGGAGUCGUUCGAGGAUCACAAAGCCAUGGCCAUGCAGGUGGACUCGGAGCUGAAGGCCACCAAAGAACAACUGGUCAAGGUGAAUGCGGAGACCCAGUCAGCAGAGGAGAGGCUGAAGAACUACCACGCCCUGGCCGGGAGUCUCCAGAGUGCCAGCUCCCAUCUCUCCAGACUGGUGGAGCAGAUGGAUGACCUGGCUCCUCAGAUCAACCAGGCUGCACAUGAGGCCUCCAGAGAACAGGUGGUUUUGUGGCAGGAGGAGCUGCAGUCCCUGCAGUCCUCCGUGGGGGAGCUCAUAGUGGAGUGUGAGAAUAGGUUUGUCCAGAGUAAAGACUUUGAGACUGAGGUGAAUCGCACCCUGGAUUGGCUGCAACAGGUCAGGGAUGAGCUGGGCUGUGCUGUUGUCGUGGAUGUUAAAGUUGAGAAGGUCCAGGAAGAGAUCAGAAAGCAGCAGAUCAUGCAGGAGGAGGUCCAUUCCAGGCUGAGGAUUGUGGCUGCCCUGAGCAGCAGGGAAAAACAGAAGUACACCAGCGCCAACGAACUGGUCCCAGCCCACGUUGACCUGAGCUUGGAGGAGAUGGCUAAGCUACAGGCAGACGUUCAACAAGCCAUGAGCUCCAAACAGAUCACUCUGGAACAGGCCUUGGCGUUGUGUCAGAAGUACCACUUCCGGAUGCAAUCAGCGUGUGAGUGGCUGGAGGACGCGGUGGCCUUCCUACAGCUGGCCAGUCUUGGGGUGGAUGUAGAAAACUAUGAGGAGUGUCUCCGACAGCAGGAGGACAUUAUGGCCUCAGAGCAGGAGUUUCUUGCCCACCUGCAAGAGUUGGAGUCUCUGCCUCCCCAGCUGGAGAAUCUAGUCAACCCUACAGCCAAAGAACAGCUCAGGCUCAGUGUUGAGUCUGCUCAGCAAAGAAGUGUGGAAGUCCGUGAUCAGCUGCAGUGUCACCAGGAUGUUCUGAUCAGCUGUGUGGCUCAGUGGAAAUCCUACCAGGAGGCAAGGCAGACAGUGAUUGAACUGAUGAAUGAGGUGGAGAAGAAGCUGACUGAGUUUUCCACUGGCAAGGCUGCCACCUUUCUGGAGGCAGAGGAAAAGCUCAAGAGUCAUAGGUCUCUGGUAUCGAUGGUGAAUGGGUUCCAGGAGAAGCUGACAGGGCUGGAGGAGCAAGCCUCUCUGCUCGAGCUGGUGGGGAGCGACGCAAGCAAGGCCACAAUAAGCCGCUCCAUGACCACGGUGUGGCAGCGCUGGACCCGGCUUCGCAGCGUGGCACGAGGACAGGAGACGGUCCUGGAGGAUACAGCACAGGAGUGGAGGACCUUCAGAGACAAAAUGGUGAAGGUGAGGAACGUCACGGAAGAGCUUCAGAGCCGCGUCAUGGACUGUGCUUUGGAAAAGGCCUCCAAGGCCACCCUUCAGUCUGUGUUGGACCAGCAUGAGCUACUGAUCCAGGAUGUGGAGAGGGAGCUGUCCUCCCUCACUCUGCUUCGCCAGUAUGCCCUCAGCCUGCUCCACGAUGUGGAGGUGCCCUCACCAUCACCCACAUCCGGGCAGGAUGAACUGCCCAGUCUCAAGGAGAUCAGAGCAGUACAAGACCACAUGGAAAGUCUGCUGCAGCAGGCGCGGAACAAGCGAACCCAGGCUGAAAUGGAACUGAAGGACAGAGAGGAGGUGGAGAAGAACCUGAGUGUGGUCAAAGCCUGGAUCCAGGAGACCAGGGAGCUGCUCCUCAACCCCACCCCAGAUAUCGAUGCUCUGCUGCAGGAGCUAGAAGUGGUGCACAGUGAUGUCAUUGGGUACCGUCAGCAUGUGGAUAAGAUAGCAGAGCAGCAGCAGAGCAAGUAUCUGGACUUGUACACCAUCCUGCCCUCAGAGAUCUCCAUGCAGCUGGCUGAGGUGUCUCUUGCUCUGGGGGCCAUUGAGGACCAGGUCCUAUCCAAAGAGAGAGAAAUUCAGAAGACGAGAGACAUCAAGGAGGAUUUCAGUUCCAGGAUCCAUGACGUGUCAGAGAAGAUGAAAGCCAUAUCCUCCAGACUCAAAGACAAAGCCAGCGAUGUUGAUCAUGCUAAAGAUGAGACCAAAUGUCUUUGUGAUGACUUGGAGAGCUGUCGUCGGACUCUGUCAGAGCUGGAUGCAGCAGUCCAGGAGUUUGUCAAACGCAACCCUAUUUUGGCCAAACAGCUGAGUGACUCCAUCUCCAAGUUGGGGGAAAUCCAUCAUCACACGGCACGACUGGCUGAUUGUAGAACCAUCUGGCUCAAAAAGGCCGGGGCCCAUCUAGAUGAGUACAAUGAGAUGCUGGACUUCAUAAUGAGGUGGUCGGAGAAAGCCAAGGGCCUGGUGAGGGCCAACAUCAUCUGGAACUCCUCCCCACAUCUGCAGGAGCAGAUCAGAAUGUACCAGUCUGUUCUGCGUGAGUCCCGGGAGCUCCACUGUGACCUGCAGGCCAUGGGGGAGAAGGUGGAUCUGCUGUCUGAGGUGCUGCAGACAGAGAACAUGUCCCAGCAGGUGUGUGAGCUCAGCCGACACACCGAGGAACUCCAGCAGGAUGUCAAAACACGAUUACAGAGCCUAGAGGACGCAGCCAAGAGUAUGGAAUGCUUGGAAAAUGAGGUGAAGGCCCUGCACAUGGCUCUGGAACAGGUUCAAGCCACCCUGACCUCUCCGGAGCUGGCCAGACAGAGUCUGAAAGAACAGCUGGCCCAGAGACAGCGUCUGCUGUCCGAGAUGGAGGGCUUCAAGCAGCAGGUGCAGACGGUCCAGCUGUGUCAGAGUGUCCUGCGAGUCCCUGAGGAGGUGAUGCCAGGCCUGGCUAUCUGUCGCACAGCACUGGGUCUUCAGCAGGAGGCCAGCCAGCUGCAGCACGUCGCAAUACAACAGUGCAACAUUCUGCAGGAGGCGGUGGUGCAGUAUGAGCAGUAUGAGCAAGAGGUCAGGCACCUCCAGGGGUUGAUCGAGGACGCCCAUAGGGUGAUCCAGGAUCGACCCAUUGCCACCAGCAACAUCCAGGAGCUUCAGGCUCAGAUCCUACACCAUGAGGAGCUGGCCCAAAAGAUCAAAGGUUACCAAGAGCAGAUCUCCAGCCUGAACUCUAAGUGUAAGAUGUUAGCUGUGAAGGCCAAGCACACCACCAUGCUGCUCACUGUGAGCGACACUGAGGGAGCGGGGCUUACUGAUGAAGAGCUGGAUGGAGAGACACGAAAACAGUCUGUUGUCAUGAUGACAGCUGGCCGCUCGCACACCCUCCUUUCCCCUGUCACUGAGGAGUCUGGUGAGGAGGGCACCAGCAGUGAGAUGUCUUCUCCUCCUGUCUGUCGCUCCCCCUCUCCCAUUACUCACUCUCAGAUCGGACAAGGCACCCUCGUCAGAGCUCCUAUACAGGAGCUAUUUGACCCGACAUUUGAAUCUGUGGCCAACUUGGAUGACCUGCAGCGUUCCUGGGAGACAUUGAAGAAUGUGAUCAAUGAGAAGCAGAGGUCUCUUUAUGAGGCUUUGGAGAAGCAGCAGCGAUACCAGGGUUCCCUUCAGUCAAUCUCUUCUAACAUGGAAGCCAUUGAGGCCAAACUCAACGAGCCCCUGGACGGUAACAGGAGCACGGACAGUUAUUUGGAAGACCAUAAGCCAAUAAGUGAGGAGAUCCAGAGACUGCAGGAAGAGAUUGACAAGCUGCAGAAUAGCUUCUCAGAGGAGCUGGGUUCUGAUGCUGUGGAAUCAGACACGGUCAACCAGCUGGCCAUGCAGUCCACCCUCACUGUCCUGUCUGAUAGGAUGGCCACCAUACACAUGAAGGCCUCAGGGAAACGUCAGCUUCUGGAGGAGCGGGUAAAUGACCGUCAGGAGGAGCGGCGACAGGAGCAAGACCUACAGCGGUAUCUCAACCAGGCUGAUGAAAUGGACCAGUGGCUGCACAGCACUCGCCAAGCCCUGACUUCCUUCCUACAGCCUGGCCCAGAGGAGGACAAGGGGGACAUGGAUGAGCAGCUCAUCGACUGUCAGAACAUGCUGCAGGAGAUCGAGCAGAAGGUGGCGGCCUUGUCAGAGCUGACCAUUCGGAGCGAGAGCCUGCUGCUAGAGGGGAGGCAGGAGACCAGGAUGGACAUGAGGGAGGACGCUGAGGAGCUGGCCAAGAAGCUGCGUAUGCUGAAGGGAAGUCUGACGGAUCUCCAGAGGAUACUGCAAGACAAACACGUCAACAUGCAGAGCUCUGUGGAGGAUCAGGGGAGCGGUGAGUCCGACUCCAGCCCGCCUCAGGGGCCCAGUGUACAGGACUGGCUGGUCCAGGCCCGCACCACACGCUCACAGCACCAUCAGGACAGCCUCCAGAGACAGAGGGAGCUGGAGCAGCAGCUAGCUGAGCAGAAGAAGCUGCUUCAGUCAGUGGCCAGUAGAGGAGAGGAGAUCCUGACCCAGCAGGCCUCACCCAGCAAUGUCAGUAUGACGGAGCCCUUCUCUCCGGAGGUACUGCUGCAGACAGAGACCCAGGCUGCCCAGGAACAGAUGAGACAGAGGUGGGAGAGUCUGAGGAGAGAACUGAGAACCAAGCUACAGCUCCUACAGAAAACCCUGGAGCAAGACCACAAGCAACCGGUAUACUCCAGAACAGCCAGAGUGACCAACGCUGGAACCCUGUUUAAAGGAGAGACAGAUAAAGCUGAGGACAAGUCUUCACUAAAGACCUUAUAUGAUUGUUUCAAAAAGAUGAUGGAGGUGAUGUCUCUUACACAUACUGGGGUCUCUGAAAGCCAGGUGAUCUCCAUGGAGCAGCAGCUCUACCAGGCCAUUUCAGCCACCUCCGCUUGGUUGGAUGAUGUGGAGAACACCCUCUUCUCUGGUCCUCUGCUGCUGGCUGAGAAUGCUGAGACACAGCUACAACACCAAGAGGCCUUAGGGAAAGAUGUGACUGAGGUGACUGAUGAGGUGAGCCAUAGUCGGGGUCUCCUUGGCCAACCAACAGGGAUUUGUGGGGGGGACCAGGCACUGAUAGAGGAAACGCUGGACUGUCUGACAGAGAGGCUGGGGGCACUGGACUCUGCCUUGGGGAGACGCUGUGAACACAUGAGGAGCAGGAUGCAAGAGAUCACAUCCUACCAGACAGAGUCACAGCUUCUGCUCACCGAUCUCACUGACUCAAAGUGCCAGAUUCAUCAGACGUUGGCAGGAGCGACAGAAAGACCGGCCUCCAAACAACUUGAGGUCAUACUCGAGGCUGAGGAGGGUUUGAGACAGUUUGAGCAAAGGAUUUACCAGCUCAAAACCAAAGGAGCAGAGCUACAGGCGGACCAGAUCUCCACCAAUGAACUGCUGAAGUUACAGGAUGCCUAUGAGGAGCUGGUUAUGACGGUGGGUUCGCGGCGUAGCGGCCUGAACCAGAACAUGGCUCUGAAGGGGCAGUAUGAGAGGGCUCUACAAGAUCUUGCUGACCUGGUGGACACCGCUCAGGACAAGAUGGCCACCAACCAGAGAAUCAUUGCUAUUUCAGUGGAGGAAGUUCAGGUCCUCCUGGACAAACACAAGGAGUUCUUCCAGGGUCUGGAGUCCCACAUGAUCCUGACAGAGACGUUCUUCAGGAAGAUCAGCAGCCUGGUGGGUCCCAGGGAGAACCAGGCUCUGGAGGAGACACUGGCCCAGGCCCAGGGAGUCCUCAAACAGGCCCACAGGCGGGGGGUGGAGCUGGAGCACAUCCUGGAGACAUGGAGCCGUCUAGAACAGGACUACCAGGGUCUUUGCCAACAUCUGGAGACGGUGGAGGGCAGCAUCCCCACGGUGGGACUAGUGGAGGAGACUGAAGAGAGGCUGAAGGAGAGGAUCUCACUCUAUCAGAGUCUGAGGGGUAGACUGAUGGAGCACCAGCACAAGCUGUACCAGGUCCUGGAUGAGGGGAAGAGGCUGAUGCUGUCUGUGUGCUGUCCUGGCCUGGAGAACCAACUGACAGCGCUAGGGGAACAUUGGCUCAACAACUCCAAUAAGGUCUGCAAGGAGCUGCAGAGACUGGAGGGCGUCCUCAAACACUGGACCAGUUACCAGAAGCAUUCUGCUGAGCUGAAUGGCUGGCUGCCGUCUGCUCUAGAACGUCUGGAUUUCUGGAACACACAGGCACUGUUAGUUCCACAGGAAUUGGAGACCAUCCGGGAUCAUCUCUAUGCAUUCCUGGAGUUCUGUAAAGAAGUGGAGACGCAUUCGUCUCUGAAGUGCUCUGUGUUGACCGAGGGCAACCAGCUCCUGAGGCUUAAGAAGGUUGACACUGCAGCCCUGCGUUCUGAUCUGGCCCGCGUGGACUCACAAUGGACUCAACUGCUCACACGUAUCCCAGUGGUGCAGGAGAAACUACAUCAGCUGCAAAUGGAGAAGCUGGCCUCCCACCACGCCAUCUCAGAGCUAGUCAACUGGAUGUCUCUUAUAGAGAGGGUGAUCAAAGAGGAUGAGGAGAACAUGAAGGGGGCGGUAGGAUCAACUGUCAUCCAAGACUACUUGCAAAAGUACAAGGGAUUCAGAGUGGAUGUGAGCUGUAAGCAGCUGACGGUGGACUUUGUGAACCAGUCCAUGCUCCAACUCACGGGUCAGGAUGUGGAGUGCAAGCGCAGCGACAAGACAGACUUUGCAGAGAGGCUGGGAGUCAUGAACCGACGCUGGCAGAUACUUCAGGGACUCAUCAUGGAGAGGGUUCAGUUCCUUGAGACUCUUCUGGAAGCCUGGUUGGACUACGAGCGCAACAUACAGGGCCUAAAAACCUGGUUGCUGACUCAGGAAGAAAGGCUGAAGAGAAAGCAUAGGAUAGAGGACCUAACCUCUGUUCAACAGGCUUUUAAAGAUUGCCAGGAGCUGGAGGAGAUGGUGAAGGAAAAGGAGGGUGAGGUGGAGCGUGUGGAGGAACAGGCCUGUGCGCUAAUCCAGAACAAAACCGACGAGGCCUGUGCUGUUGUCAUGGAGACGCUCCAAGCUGUCAAUCACUCCUGGGCUAACCUGGACCACCUGAUUGGUCAAUUGAAGAUCAGCCUUGUGUCAGUGCUGGACCAGUGGAGUCUGUACAAGCAAUCCUCAGAAGAGAUGAACGGCUACCUGAUGGAGGGCAGAUACUCUGUGUCCCGCUUCCGCCUCCUCACCGGCUCCCUGGAGGCUGUUCAGCUACAGGUGGAGAGUCUACAGAACCUUCAUGAAGACCUGGAGAAGCGGGAUGGCAGUCUGCGGAGGUUUGGCUCUGUCACACACCAGCUCCUGAAGGAGUGCCACCCGUCUGUGUCCAGUUCGCUCAACGAUACCCUGAAAGAUAUCAACGCUAGGUGGAGCUGUCUGCUAGAGGAGAUCUCAGAGCGACUGAGGAGCAGUAAAGCUCUGUUACAGCUCUGGCAGCACUACAAAGAGUUGCAUGGACAGAGCUGCUCCAGCAUCCAGCUACAAGAGGAAAAGGCUAACCAGCUACUGGAGACGGCCUGCAACAAGGACAUCACAGAUGAGGAAGUGUCUACCUGGAUCCAAGACUGCAGUGCGUUGCUGCGGGCUCAGGCUCCUGUGCAGGCAUCUCUACAGGUACUCCAGGAGCUGGGAGAUCAGCUGAAGCAACAGGUGGACACCUCAGCAGCAUCCGCCAUCCAGUCAGACCACCUCUCUCUGACCCAGCGCCUGGCCACCGUGGAACAAGCCCUCAGCAGGCAGCUGAUCACCUUACAGACAGGAGUCCAGGACUAUGAGACCUUCAGUGAGCAACUGGACCAUUUGGCUCACUGGAUGGUAGAGGCAGAAGAAGCACUGAAGGUCCAUGAUCCCAGUAGUACUUCUGACCUGCCUGUCAUCCAGGAUCGCAUGGAGGAACUCAAGAGACAGAUCCUGAAAUUCAGUAGCAUGGCUCCUGACCUGGAGCGUCUGAACGAGAUGGGCUACAGGCUUCCUCUUAAUGACACUGAGAUCAAACGCAUGCAGAACCUUAACCGGAGCUGGUCGUCUGCCAACUCACAGACCACAGAGAGAUUCAGCAAACUGCAGUCGUUCCUGCUGCAGCAACAGACCUUCCUGGAGAAGUGUGAGACUUGGAUGGAGUUCCUGGUCCAGACGGAGGAGAAACUAGCUGUGGAGAUCUCUGGGAACUACCAGACUCUGAUGGAGCAGCAGAGAGCACACGAGCUAUUUCAGGCAGAGAUGUUCAGCCGCCAGCAGAUCCUUCACUCCAUAAUCAGUGAUGGCCAGAGAAUGCUGGAGCAGGGACAAGUGGAUGACAGGGAUGAAUUCAACCUGAAGUUGACGCUGUUGAGUAACCAAUGGCAAGGGGUGGUGCGGCGCGCCCAGCAGAGGCGAGGGAUCAUCGACAGCCUGAUCCGCCAGUGGCAGCGCUACAGGGAGAUGGCAGAGAAGCUAAGGAAAUGGCUGGUUGAGGUUUCCCACCCUGCUGAGGCCCUGCAGGCCGGGGAGCCCGUCGCCCUGCAGCAGGCCAGGUCCAUGCUGGAUGCCGUUCAGCUGAAAGAGAAGGUCCUACAGAGACAGCAGGGCUCUUACAUCCUGACGGUGGAGGCGGGGAAGCAGCUUCUUCUAUCUGCCGACUGCAGGGCAGAGGUGACUCUGCAGGGAGAGCUCACAGACAUCCAGGACCGAUGGCGGCACGCCAGCGUCUGUCUGGAGGAACAGAGGAGGGAGCUGGCCGACCUGAUAAAGGACUGGGAGAAAUGUGAGCGAGGCAUCGAGGGUUCUCUCGAGAAGCUGAGGGCAUUCAAACGGCAGCUCUCUCAGUCGCUACCCGAUCACCAUGAGGACCUGCAGGCUGAACUGAUGCGCUGCAAGGACUUGGAGAACACAUUCGAUGGCUGGACAGAGGACCUGGCCCACCUGACCGUGCUGAGGGAGUCCCUGUCCAGCUACAUCAGUGCCGAGGACCUGUCUGUUCUACAGGAACGCAUAGAGCUGCUGCACCGCCAGUGGGAAGAGAUCUGUCACCAGCUGUCUCUGCGGCGGCAGCAGGUGAGUGAGAAGCUGAAUGAGUGGGCCGUGUUCAACGAGAAGAACAGGGAGCUGUGUGACUGGCUCACCGACAUGGAGAGCAAGGUCUCCCAGAAUGGGGACAUCAGCAUUGAGGAGAUGAUCGAGAAGCUACGCAAGGACUACCAGGAGGAAAUAGCCGUGGCUCAGCAGAACAAGGUACAGCUGCAGCAGAUGGGUGAGCGGCUGGCCAAAGCGAGCCACGAGACCAAGGCCUCCGAGAUUGAACACAAACUCAGCAAGGUUGGAGAGCGUUGGCAGCACCUCCUGGACCUAAUCGGAGCCAGAGUGAAGAAGCUGAGGGAGACUCUGGUGGCAGUCCAGCAGCUUGACAAGAACAUGAGCAGUCUGCGCUCCUGGCUGGCCCACAUAGAGACUGAGCUGUCCCGACCUAUUGUUUAUGACACCUGUGACUCCCAAGAGAUCCAGAGGAAACUGGACCUGCAGCAGGAGCUUCAGCGCGACAUUGAGAAGCACAGUACAGGUGUGGCGUCCGUGUUGAACCUGUGUGAGGUGCUGUUGCACGACUGUGACGCUUGUGCCACGGACGCCGAGUGCGACUCCAUCCAACAGGCCACCAGAAGCCUGGACCGCCGAUGGAGGAGCAUCUGUGCCCUGUCUAUGGAGAGGAGGCUCAAGAUUGAAGAGACCUGGCGAUUAUGGCAGAAGUUUUUAGACGACUUUGCACGUUUCGAGGAGUGGCUCACGACUUCAGAGAACACUGCUGCUUUGCCCAACUCUUCAGGUGUUCUCUACACAGUGGCCAAGGAAGAACUGAAGAAGUUUGAGGCGUUCCAGCGCCAGGUCCAUGAGAGCCUGACCCAGCUAGAGCUGAUCAAUAAGCAGUACCGUCGUCUGGCUCGGGAGAACCGCACCGACUCCUCCUGUCGUCUCCGGGAGAUGGCCCACGACGGCAACCAGCGCUGGGACAACCUGCAGAAGAGGGUGGCCUCCAUCCUGCGCAGGCUGAAGCACUUUAUCAGUCAGCGGGAGGAGUUUGAGACGGCCCGAGACAGCGUCCUGGUGUGGCUCACCGAGAUGGACCUGCAGCUCACCAACAUAGAGCACUUCUCAGAGUGUGACGUCCAGGCCAAGAUCAAACAGCUCCGGGCGUUCCAGCAGGAGAUCUCGUUGACCACGGGGAAGAUCGAGCACAUUUUCCAGCAGGGCGAGUUGCUGAUUGAGAAGUGCGAGCCUCUGGAUGCUGCUGUGAUAGAGGAGGAGCUGGAGGAGCAGCAGAGGUACUGCCAGGAGGUGUUCGGACGCGUGGAACGUUACUACAAGAAGCUCAUACGCCUACCGCUGACAGGAGAUGAGUAUGAUGUGUCAUUCUCGGACCGGGAGUUUGAACUGGAUGAACCCGGGGAUCUGUUCAGCAUGCCCUGGAGCGAGCGCCUGGGAGACUGCACAAUGUCCCCUCUACCUUCCCUCAGCCGCUCUGCGUCCCUGACUGCUCCUCUCCGGACUGGGGCCGAGUGUUCAGGCAGGGACACCCCAGCAAGCGUUGACUCCAUCCCUCUGGAGUGGGACCACGACUACGACCUAAGCCGGGGGCUGGAGAGCGCCAGCCGGGCCCUGGGCCUGGCCUCGGAACAGGUGGAACACGGAGACGAGGAGAGCUACCGGGAAUCUGCUUCGGCCCUGUCAGAUGUAGUGAUUCCAGAGAGCCCUGAGGCCUUUAUUAAACUCACUGAACAAACACUGAGGUCCUGUGAUGGAGAAGGUAGUGCCCUGGACACCCACAUCCUCCAGUUGGACAAGGUUCUGGAUACAAGCCGGUUCCACCUGCAACAGACCGAGAACAUCAUCCGCAGCAGAACCCCAACUGGGCCAGAGCUGGAUGCAACAUACAUGGGAUAUAUGCGUCUGCUGGGGGAGUGUCGGGGCAGCAUUGACACGGUGAAGAGGGUGGGCUACGAGCUCAAAGGAGAGGAGGACAAGGCCUCAGGACUCGCCGAUCCCAUUGGUGAUGAAUCCCAAACAACAGGUGUGAUUGAACGUUGGGAGCUGCUACAGGCUCAGGCCCUCAGUAAAGAGAUGCGCCUGAAGCAGAACCUCCAGCAGUGGCAGCAGUUCAACUCUGACCUCAACACUGUGUGGGUGUGGCUGGAGCAAGCAGGGGAGGAGCUAGAGCAGCAGCAGCGGCUGGACCUCAGCACGGACAUCCAGACCAUCGAGCUGCGCAUCAAGAAACUCAAGGAGUUGCAGAAGGCUGUUGACAAGCGGAAGGCAAUUGUGCUGUCCAUUAACCUGUGCAGUGCAGAGUUUGUCCAGUCUGUUACAGAGGAGUCCCAGAACCUGCAGGCCAGGCUGAAGGAGAUGAACAACCGCUGGGACAGACUGGGCAGCUCUCUGGGGGAGUGGAGAACAGCACUACAGAAUGCCCUCAUGCAGUGUCAAGACUUCCAUGAGAUGAGCCAUGGUCUUCUGCUGUGGCUGGAGAACAUUGACCGGCGAAGGAACGUAAUUGUUCCCAUUGACCCCAUCCAGGACAGCGACACCCUCCAUGAACACCACAAGACCCUCAUGCAAAUCCGUGGUGAGCUGCUGGACUCCCAAAGGAAGGUUUCGUCCCUGCAGGACAUGUCACUGCAGCUGCUGGUCAACAGCGAGGGCAGCGACUGUCUGGAGGCCAAAGAGAAGGUGCAUGUCAUCGGGAAUCGCCUCAAACUGCUCUUCAAGGAGGUGACCAGAGACCUCAAAGAGUUGGAAAAGAUUCUGGACAUCACCAGCAGUCAGCAGGAUCUGUCUUCAUGGUCGUCGGCUGAUGAGCUAGACACCACCUCUGGUUCCAUCAGCCCAGCAUCUGGCAGGAGCACGCCAAAUCGCCGACGAUCGCAACGGGGCAAAUGUAGUCUGUCACAGGACACUGGACCCUCUGUGAGCAGUCCACACAGACCGCACAGGUCACCCAACGCCGCUGGGUACGCUUCCUCCCCUUCUGAUGCUGAGGUGACAUCAUCGUCACGCUUCCUGUACCGAGUCCUGUGGGUGGCCGUGCCCCUGCAGCUGCUCCUGUUCCUCCUGUUGGUGGCCUUGGUCUGCCUGGUGCCAAUGUAUGAGGGGGAUUUCAGCUGCAGCCACUUCAAUAACUUAGCCAGUUCAUUCCACCCAAUGCUCAAAUACACCCACGGGCCCCCUCCUGUGUAGUCUAACAGAUGAAACAGUUGGCUCUGGGUGCCAAGCAAAGUGACCUCCUGUGUAUGCCAGCCCGGCUCUGGUGUAGAGAACUUAAAGAUGCUUUUGAACUUCAUGACAUUUGGGAGUUAUAUUUUAUGGUUCAUUCCUGCGUUACUUUGUCCUCAACAACAGUAUUGGAACUGCUUCAGUGCUCAACCACCUUGCAUCUUCCAUGAAGAAUAGAAAGAUGUGACAUGCAUGUCCGCCAUCUAGGACAUGUCUUAUGUGUGACUCUAGAGUACAGCAACUGUCUUAACUAAUAUUUUGUGGCUUCGAUUUGAGACCUUUGUACGUAGGCAAUUAAGCAUCUUUGAAGAAGCACAUGUAACAACCAAAUAAGGUUUUGGACUGCAAUCAGUGGAUAUCAACUGGAUGCUGGAAUUAUUAGGGUUCUACACACGCCAUUUGUCAGCUAGUUCAAAGGAGAAAAUAUAUAGCCUGUUGAACAUUUGUAAAAUAACAUUUUAAGAGUACCUACAGUUUAUUGCGGUUAUUUUUUUACAUAUAUUUUGGCAUGCAGUUAUCAUCUUUGAUUUAACUCAUGGUUGUGUCAGUGUUGAGUAGUUGAUUUUUUUGAAUUAUACUGUAACUGUGUGUAAGGAUCUAUUUAAUCUGAAAGUGGAUGUAAAACAACUGAAAUAAUCAAGGAGUAAUUUAAUAUAAACUGUUUAAACACAUACUGUAAGAAACCAUGUUCUUUAUGGAAUAAUGUACUGAACAGACUUUGUUGUUAUUUUUUUAACAAAAAAUAUGGAAACUGUCAACUUACUAUUAAUCUGAACUAUAACAAAUGUAUAUUUUCUAUUGCUCUGUGCGUUCAGUAUUACAUGCAUUAUCUAACAGUCCAGGAUUAUCUACCAUAAAAUAAAUGUACUGUAAAUGUAUAUAUAAUGUAUAUCUGACCCUAAAUCACAAAUAUUGAAUGCAAAAUUCUCA
Messenger RNA from Esox lucius (northern pike), 27866 nucleotides. It is a transcript of the gene syne1b, whose product is annotated as spectrin repeat containing, nuclear envelope 1b. Bases 435 to 26900 code for a protein of 8821 amino acids. Gene Ontology annotation, cellular component: membrane. The transcript has 154 exons. Lineage: Eukaryota; Metazoa; Chordata; Actinopteri; Esociformes; Esocidae. Gene Ontology annotation, molecular function: protein binding. The record is from RefSeq and is a predicted model, not a curated record.